Galleria mellonella (greater wax moth) is the source of this 2035-nucleotide messenger RNA. Its product is annotated as zinc finger protein 680-like. The transcript has 3 exons. NCBI's taxonomy places the organism in Eukaryota, Metazoa, Arthropoda, Insecta, Lepidoptera, Pyralidae. The coding region runs from base 117 to 1028 and encodes 303 amino acids. The record is from RefSeq and is a predicted model, not a curated record.
UGCUGACUCUUGAAUAACAUAAUAAGUGUCAUUCUAUUUUCUUUCUAUCGAUUUAAACGAAGUCACAAUAUUUAUUUUUUAUUUAAAUAAUACUGUAGCAAUAAAUUGAAAUUACGAUGGCAGACACCGCGGACCGAGAUCCGCUUGAAGGCAGUAGUUACGACUUGGCUGUUACUGUUAAAUCAGAGAUAAAGGAAGAGGAAGACACCGAUGAAGAUGGAUACAAUACAAUGGCGCUUCUGGAACUGGCACAGUGCGUCCAAACUAAUCAGGAGCCGAUCGAAUUCAACACAACUGACGCAAUGAUGAACCCUAAAACUGGCCUCAUGGUGUGCAUGCACUGCCUCGAGGAUGUCGAUGCCAACCUCCUCUCUGACCACAUGGUCAACGCACACAACUACCGUCGAAUACUCUUCAAAUGCCAGAUAUGUUGUAAUAUCUUCCAGGAAAGACAGUUACUAGUUGUUCAUAGGAAGGAAUGCAGACCACCCCAAAAACGGCACAAACGGAAGUCCUUCCAGCAGAUCCUACGAGAGGUUGAAACGUCCGAGGACACGGGGAACGAUUUUGAGAAUGUUACAUGUCCGAUUUGUGUGCUCGAGCUGCCGAAGUACUGUUUAAAGGAUCAUCUGAUAGCGGAGCACAGUAACCCCGACAUGAUAUUGACUUGUGGGAAGUGCAACAGGAACUUCAAGUCUAAACUGACCCUCAGGGAACAUAUCAAGCUCGUGCACGAGUCUAUAGAGGAUUCUGUUGAGUGCGAACUAUGUGGACAGAAGUUUCGCUCCCCAAAGUACUUGUCGAACCACAAAAGGAACGUUCACCCUAGUGGUGAUAAGAUCCACAAGUGCACAGUAUGCGGUAAGGAGUUCAAGUCCCGGCUGUGCGUUCACCAGCACACCAAGUACGUGCACCCGCCGCAGAGCGCGUCUGUCGCCUGUCCCCACUGUCCCCACAAGGUGUUCAAGUCCAGGAUCAACCUGCAGCAACACCUGAAAGUGUCUCACGGCUGGAGGAAGGGUGAUUGAAUGUAGACACAUUGGGAGUGAUGUAAAUAGGUUGUAAAAUUAUGGAGCAGCUUACAAGCUCCUGGAAGCAGUUGAUGCUGAUGGAAGGGUGACAGAGGGUUGAAGAUACAUCACAAAUUUAAUAAGCUAAUGUGUAUAUAUGCAAAUUUAUUUAUGAGGAUUAAGGAUGGAUGAAUGGGAGAGGGAGACUUUGUACAAAAGUCGAUUGCUUGUGUACCUCUGUCCCAUUCGUGUUUCUACCGUGAAGCAGUUGUGUUUGCAUGGCGGUGUUUCGGUUUGAAUGGUAGGGUUUUGCGUGAACUUACUGGGUACGGAGGAAUAACACCUGAGUCCUCAGGAAUGGCAACGCAUGGGGGGUAUCAUGGGCGAAACAGUAUACUCUGUUAUGUCCAUGGUACUGCUCGUGUCUAUAGGCGACGGUUACCACUUUCCAUCAGGUGGACCGUCAGCUUGUUUGUCUUUCUAAGUUGUAUAAAAAAAAAAGAAAAAAAAAUGCUCGCCGGUUACGGGUACUUUUAAUUUGGCCCUUCAGCACGUCGCUUAUUUGGUCGACAUACAUCCUUUUAGAGCGACCCCUAGCGACCCUUCAAACCGAAACACAGCCAUGCAAACACAACUGCUUCACGAUUGAAACACGAAUGGGACAGAGGUACUCAAGCUAACGACUUUUGUACAAAGUCUCCCUCUGGUAAAAUGAGCGUGUAUGAAAACAUUGAUGAAUGUGGAGGAAGCGAAAGAGGUUUGCUUGAAUCGAAGCAUUUGGCGUUCCAUUGUUUCUGCCUACCCUAAUGGGAGACAGGCGUGACAGAUAUGUAUGUAUGUAGCAGUAAUGUUUGAAUGUUUCUUGGUUGCAGAAACAAUCACAAAUUAUGAUACCUAUGUAUUUGUAAAUAUUUAUAAAAGAGUGAUCACCUUCAAAAUCAUUAUAUUGUAACUUAGCUGAGUCCGGGACUAGAUGGCGUUGUAUGUCCACUGAUAUUUAUGAUAAAAUUUAAGAUAUUGUUAUA